AUGCCCGUCGCCGGCUCCGAGCUGCCGUGCCCGACGUCGCCGCCCGCCGCGCAGGAGCAGGGCGCCGAGUCGCGGCCGCCGCCGCCGCACGGGGAGCUGCAGUACUUGGGGCAGAUCGAGCACAUCCUCCGCUGCGGCUUUCGGAAGGAUGACCGCACGGGCACCGGCACCCUGUCGGUGUUCGGCAUGCAGGCGCGCUACAGCCUGAGAGAUGAAUUUCCUCUGCUGACAACCAAACGUGUUUUCUGGAAGGGUGUUUUGGAGGAGUUGCUGUGGUUUAUCAAGGGAUCCACAAACGCUAAGGAGCUGUCUUCCAAGGGAGUGAAAAUCUGGGAUGCCAAUGGGUCCCGAGACUUCUUGGACAGCCUGGGAUUCUCCAGAGCAGAAGGGGAUUUAGGCCCAGUUUAUGGCUUUCAGUGGAGGCAUUUUGGGGCCGAAUACAAAGAUAUGGAUUCAGAUUAUUCAGAUCAAGGAGUAGAUCAACUGCAAAAAGUGAUCGACACAAUCAAAACCAACCCUGAUGACAGAAGAAUCAUCCUAUGUGCUUGGAAUCCAAAAGAUCUCCCUCUCAUGGCCCUACCCCCGUGCCACGCCCUUUGCCAGUUCUACGUGGUGAACGGUGAGCUGUCCUGCCAGCUGUACCAGAGGUCAGGAGACAUGGGCCUGGGUGUGCCCUUCAACAUCGCCAGCUAUGCCCUGCUCACCUACAUGAUUGCACACAUCACGGGCCUGAAGCCGGGUGACUUUGUACACACUUUGGGAGAUGCACACAUUUACCUGAAUCACAUUGAGCCACUGAAAAUUCAGCUUCAGCGAGAACCAAGGCCUUUCCCCAAGCUCAAAAUCCUUCGAAAAGUUGAGAAAAUUGAUGACUUCAAGGCUGAAGACUUUCAGAUUGAAGGCUACAAUCCUCACCCGACUAUUAAAAUGGCAAUGGCUGUUUAGAGUGCUUUUGAAGGAGUUGUUUGAAGGAUAUUUACACGUAGGUGAAAGUUCAUUUUGCUCUAAAGGAGAAGGAACUAGGUCAAAACCUGUUGGUGAUCUAUCAGUUAUUAUUCAUUAACUUUUAAGGAUGUUGCCACUGGCAAAUAGAACUGUGCUGGUUCUCUUAGUAAUAAAAGACCUGGAGUUAGGAUAAUUCACUGAGGAUGCAUGUCCACGUAGAGAUUGUGAAUAAAGACAGGAAAGAGAAAAUUUAUAUACUCUUAAUUCAAACUUCAUAAUGUUUUUAUGAAAAUGGUCAGUGAAUUUCAAGAAUUAUGUAUAACUAUCGCCCCAGAUUGGAGCCAGCUGGAUAACACCGUCAGUCGUGAUAAUGCCUAGUGUGGUUAUGAACAGAGAAAGUUAUAUUUGUUUUAUAUCUUGCUGUAAUGUUCUGCAUUCAUGUUUUUUUUUUUUAAUUCCAUGUUGCCAUUUAUCUGCUCAGUUCCUGCCUAAAACAGAUUUAACUGAACCCUCCUAAACAAACAUACCUAUGCUGUGUUCU
Molecule: messenger RNA, 1486 nt
Organism: Kogia breviceps (pygmy sperm whale)
Lineage: Eukaryota; Metazoa; Chordata; Mammalia; Artiodactyla; Physeteridae
Gene: TYMS
Product: thymidylate synthetase
Biological process (GO): dTMP biosynthetic process
Cellular component (GO): cytosol; mitochondrion
Molecular function (GO): thymidylate synthase activity
Source: RefSeq, a predicted model, not a curated record